GUGAAGAUGGACAGCUUUGGUGGCCGGUAGCAAAUCCCAUAGAGCCGCCGGGUCGAAGAACAUGGCGAAGACCUACGACUACCUCUUCAAGCUGCUGCUGAUCGGCGAUUCCGGCGUGGGCAAAACGUGCGCGCUCUUCCGCUUCAGCGAGGACGCCUUCAACGCCACUUUCAUCUCCACAAUCGGUCUCGACUACAAAAGGAAGCAUGAAGUGCUCCAAAAUCUCCUGGUAGAUGGCAAAAGGGGCCCAAACCAAAUGUGGGACACAGCUGGGCAAGAACGAUUCCGGACAAUCACAACUGCUUAUUAUAGAGGAGCAAUGGGCAUCAUGUUGGUGUAUGAUAUUACUAAUGAGAAAUCUUUUGAAAAUAUUCAGAACUGGGUCAGAAACAUUGAAGAGCACGCAUCUCCAGAUGUAGAAAAAAUGAUCCUUGGAAAUAAGUGUGAUAUAACCAACAAACGGCAGGUUUCCCGAGAGCAAGGUGAAAAGCUGGCUGUUAGCUUUGGAAUUAAAUUCAUGGAGACCAGUGCAAAAGCAAACAUUAAUAUAGAGAAUGCAUUUUUUACACUUGCCAGAGACAUCAAAGCAAAAAUUGACAAGAAACUGGAAGGCAAUAGCCCUCAGGGCAAUAGCCCAGGAAUGAAGAUCAGCCCAGAUCAGCCAAAGAAAAGCAGUUUUUUCCGAUGUGCCCUUCUUUGAGGGGUGCGGCCUUAAUAUGAGGUGCUGUUCAACCUUUCUGGACUUGCCCAUUUGCACAGGCUUUUUUCCUCUCUGGAUUUGAUUCCACACCAGUCUAAUGCAACGGGACAAAGUGGCUCCUUUUCAUAAUCGACCCUUCUGUGAUAGAGAAGCAUUAAUUCCAUCACUGCUCCUGAUAAAUGUGGGGGCGUGUAGAUCAAGAAAUCAGAUACCGGACAUUUUGAAACAGGCUUUUCUUUUUCUCUCGGGAGAUGUUAACUAUUAACUGUUAUCAUGGCUAGUAGAAAAAGUGAUGAUCAGCAUAAUUCUAAAUGAUUUUCCUCUGCCUUCCCAAUCUAUGAAGGAGUAUAGGGUGUAGCCUGUAAGACAGAAUGAAGCACUGACAUUUGUAGCGGAUUACUCACCCUCCCUCUUGGAAUCAGGAAAAACAAAUUAGUCUGUUCUUGGCACUCAUUCUAGACACUCCCAUAAUAGAAAUUGCACAAUGUCUCAAAAUAAAAGUAAAUUAUUUUUUUAGAGAAAUCAGUGUGUAUUCUUGUAUAUACAGGUCAAAUUCCUUUCCUCUUGUGCUUCCUUCUCGGUGUAAGAGAUUGGUGCAGGGAGAGUAUUAUUUGAUUGAUUAGAGAAAUGUUUGAUUUUGAACUGCAAGGUACAAGUCCUUGUAAUCAUAUAAAGGUUCCCAGCAGGUUAGACAACAGCAAUUCACUUUGCUUACUGUGCCUUGGCCUGACUGUGCUAAUCUUGCAGUUCUUCUUUGGCAUUAGACUCUUGUCUGACUUACAAAUAGCUGCUUUCUCUUUUGAGAAAGUUACUUCGGUUCAGCCAUUUCUAUAGGAUUUUUUGAAAUUCCCAAGCAAAAAAAUCAAACUUAGUAUUGACCCUGUGAACACAUAUUGCCACAAUAGAAACCUGAUCUUGUAACUUUUCUUCAGGGUACUCGGGAUUCCAGUAUAACUUCUGUAUCUCUGGAAGACUCACUUAUAUGUUGGAAUCUAUCUAUUUUACAAGAGUUUAUUAUUAAAAGGCAAUUUAAGCUCCAUGACUAAAACUAUUUUAUCUGGGCCAGAGCUGCUUCCUAUGUUUUUUUUCCCCCAUGCAGCUCUGUGUGACUAUCAAAGUAGUGGAUAUGGAAGUUACUUAAUGAAACUUGUACUCCCUUUUUCAAAAAUACUGGAAUAGAUUUCCAAACAUUUUUUAAUCCAUCCAUUAAAUGAAUAGUAUGUUAUCAAAGAAAAUACGAUCUUGAUUUCUGACAAUGCCCAAAGUGGGGGAAACUGAACCAAAGAUAAUCUGGACUGUUUUUGAGAGAUACAGCCAAGAAUGCGCCAAUCAAUUUCCGUCUGUGAAGGACAAGAUACGAAUUAUACUAAAUAUUCAGCAUUCCCUCCCAAUACUUCUGAUUAAAAAAUAUCAA
This is a messenger RNA of Thamnophis sirtalis, 2114 nucleotides long. Lineage: Eukaryota; Metazoa; Chordata; Lepidosauria; Squamata; Natricidae. The record is from RefSeq and is a predicted model, not a curated record.